Molecule: messenger RNA, 8582 nt
Organism: Daphnia pulicaria
Lineage: Eukaryota; Metazoa; Arthropoda; Branchiopoda; Diplostraca; Daphniidae
Product: mucin-19-like
Exons: 6
Coding region: 376-7431 (2351 amino acids)
Molecular function (GO): protein binding
Source: RefSeq, a predicted model, not a curated record
CUCCGGCUGCCGACCAGCGUGAAUUCUCCAUCAACAUCGGCCGGAACCAGUCGAAUACAAUUUCCUCCCUCCGAAAAAAAAAACAAACUUGAACGAACGAACUCGAAUUCUAAAAAUCAUCGGACGGUUAUUUUUUUCCAAAGUUGAAAUUUUAUCAAAUUUUUAGAAAAAAUUUCGUGUGAGAGAAACAAAUUUGAAUUUGAAAAUCGUCCCGUUGCCCGGAAACAAACAACCACCCCCCAACUAAAGUGCGGAUCAACGACCCAAAUCAACUUUAAAAAAAAACAAAGGAGAGAACCACACAAGCAAAAGUUGAAUUAACACACACACACAAACAAACAAGAAGAAAGAAAGAAAAAAAAGCCAAUUAGCAGGAUGAUUCGCCGAGAAGGAGGAGUCGGUGGAGGAACAGGAAGAGGAACAACGCUUGCGGCCCUGGUAGCCCUGAUGCUCCUGGCUGGACUGACCCAUUACACAGUCACUGCCGCUCCAUGGGAAUCGGAACCGGAAUCAGGAUGUUACUACAUGUUCCAGCACUACAGCGAAGGUGACCGUAUCAUCACCAACGAGCCUUGCCUCAACUGCACCUGUCACGACUCGAUGCUCAUGUGCUUCCUCAAGGUCUGCCCGUUCGCCAAGCCCAUCGGCCAGGACUGCCAGAUCGAAAAGCGGCCCGAUCAGUGCUGCCCCAUCAUUACCUGCCCAGAACUUCCGGUGCCCAUUAUGAGCAUGAACAUGACCUUGCCGGGAAUGGGCAGCAUCUCCGGCGGCGGCGGCGGCGGCGUCUCAACGGCCGUGACGACGACAUUUCGACCUCCGCAAACGGUGGUGACGCCAUCCGGAAGCGUCAACCUGGCCGACACGGAGGGCUGUCUGAUUGACGGGCAAUUUUACGGUGACGGAGCCCAGGUCCCAUCCGAUCCGGCCAAGCCCUGCGACCUCUGCUACUGCAUCCGCAACCACACGGCCUGCGUCAUGCAGGAGUGCGUCCUCCAGGUUGAAGGCUGCUCGCCCGUCUUGCUGGACGGCGUCUGCUGCCCGGUCCGCUACGACUGCGACGCCACCAACUUGACCAGCUCGACGACGCCCAUCCCCAGCGGCGGACAGUUUGGCUGCGUACUAGACGGCCAGUCGUACAGCGACGGCGACUUUGUCCCGUCCAGCAACCCCUGCGACUAUUGCUACUGCAUGCACGGAGACAUCGUUUGCGCCGUCCAGGAUUGCGCCCAUCCGCUGGAAUUCUUCUCCAACACGUGCAAGCAGGUGCCCAAGACCAGCCCGACUCAAUGUUGCCCGACUUACGAGUGCGGAGCCCCACCGGCCGUCCCGGUCUUGCCCACUCUGCCCGGAUUGGAGGAGGAAGUGACCACUUUGUCUUCCGCCACGGAGAGCGGAGUUCAAGAGGGUUCGGCCGCAUCCAGCACUCAGGGUUCAACCACAUCCGCCUCAGAAGGUUCAACUACAUCCGCCGCAGAAGGUUCAUCAACCACAUCCGCCACUGACGGUUCUAGCGCUGCAGCUCCCGAAGAAGGGUCAUCCACUCCAGCGGUGGCUGAAGAAAAUACGGAAGAAAUCGGCUCAUCCAGCGCUGCCACUGCGGCUCCGCCGACCAUUCCGGAAGAAGUGAAAACCACACCGUUGGACAGCAGCAACGAAGGCACUGAGGCACCGGCCGUUUCAUUCGAGACUACCUCUUCCGCUUCCAGCUCAUCCGCUCAACCGGAAGGAGGAGACUUGGUCACCGAUGGAAUUAGCUCCUCAUCGUCUUCCACUUCCGAACCCGAAACUGAAACUGACGAAGGUUCUGGUAGCUCAACUGAUGCCGGAAGCGUUUCUUCCGUCUCGUCGGAAUCUUCUGAAUCGACGCCAUCCACAACUGAAAAGCCCAGCCAAGUCGUUCCGGCCGAUGCCACUCCCGUACCUGAAAUUCAGCCGUCGACUCCAUCCGCAGAGGAAUCCACCGACGCUUCCGUCUCGGCCGUUUCCCCGGCAGUUACUCCGGCCGUCACCGAAGGCGAAAUCGUCCAACCAGCCACUACGCUCUCGCCGGAAUCGGAGCUGACCGACGGUAACGACUUCAACGUGGUCGUCAUCUCCUCGCAGAAACCUUCCGUUCCGGCCACCACGCCCUCAUCCGAAUCUCACGUGACGGAAUCCGAAACUUCCACGAAUGCCGGAAAUGUUCCGGACGCAACCACCGCCUCCCCUGCCAUCCAUUUGUCAUCCACUUCGGCCUCGCCCAGUGACAGCCAAACCGACGACUCGGCAUCCAGCACGGAUGCUUCCGUUCCGGCCGUCUCGUCGACCUCCGAAUCUCAGGCCACGGAAUCUGGAUCUUCCACCGAUGCGGAUGAUGUUGACACCACGGCUUCCUCUGUUACCACUGGAGUUCCCGCCGGAAUUGAGGGCCAGUCAACGACUACGGUUUCACCCACAGAAAGCGAAGAUGAUGAGAAGGAACCGUCCAGUACCGACACUUCCAUUCCGGCCGUUUCAAUCCCUUCCGAAGCCCAGACCACUGAUGCGGAUGUUGUUGACACAACGACGUUCUCGACUACCACGUGGUUCCCCACCGGAACUGGCCAAUUCCAACAUUCGUCGACCACUUCCGAAGCUCAGACCACCGAUGCGGAUGUUGUUGAUACGACAACUUUCUCGUCGACCACUUGGUUCCCCACCGGAACUGGCCACUUCCACCAUACAUCGACUACGGUUGCAUCCACAGAAGCUGAAGAUCAAACGGAUUCUUCCAGCACGGACGCUUCCGCUACCUCGGAUGUAACUUCAACCCCUUCUUCGCUAGAUAUCACAUCCGGAAUCACAUCUGAGCCCCUUGUCACCGAGUCCGCCGUCACCAGCUCACCGUCCACCGAUGCCGAAGGAAGUGACGAAGUAACCGGAAAACCGGAAGAAGUUGAAACACCGGAAGGAACCGAGAAACCAGAUGAAACCGAUAACGUCACUGAAUCCGAAGUAUCAUCUUCUUCCGCUUCUUCCGCUGAUGUCAGCGCUCCAUCCGGCGAAAUUUCGACUGACGCCAGCCCAACAUCCAGUGAAUCGUCGUCCGACGCAAGUCCGACAUCCAGCGAAUCCUCGACUGAUGCCAGCCCAGGAUCUGGUGAACUCUCGACCGACGCCGGACCAACAUCCAGCGAAUCAUCAACUGACGCCAGUCCAGUAUCCAGUGAAUCCUCGACUGACACCGGCCCAGUAUCCAGCGGAUCUUCAACCGACGCCAGCCCAGUAUCCAGCGAAGCUUCGACUGACGCUAGCCCAGUAUCCAGCGAAUCCUUGACAGACUCCGCCCAAACAUCCAGUGAAUCCUCGACGGACGCUAGUCCAGUAUCUGGUGAACCCUCGACUGACUCCAGCCCAACAUCCAGCGAAUCAUCAACUGACGCCAGCCCAGUAUCCGGGGAACCAUCAACUGACGCCGGCCCAGUAUCCAGCGAAUCCUCGACGGACGCUAGUUCAGUAUCCAGUGAAUCCUUGACAGACUCCGCCCAAACAUCCAGCGAAUCCUCAACGGAUGCCAGUCCAGUAUCCAGCGGAUCUUCAACCGACGCCAGUCCAGUAUCCAGUGAAUCCUUGACAGACUCCGCCCAAACAUCCAGCGAAUCCUCAACGGAUGCCAGUCCAGUAUCCAGCGGAUCUUCAACCGACGCCAGUCCAGUAUCCAGUGAAUCCUUGACAGACUCCGCCCAAACAUCCAGUGAAUCAUCAACUGACGCCAGCCCAGUAUCCGGUGAACCAUCGACCGACUCCGGCCCAGUAUCCAGCGAAUCCUCAACCGACGACAGUCCAGUAUCCAGCGAAUCCUCAACCGACGACAGUCCAGUAUCCAGCGAAUCCUCAACCAACGACAGUCCGGUAUCCGGUGAAUCCUUGACAGACUCCGCCCAAACAUCCAGCGAAUCCUCAACGGAUGACAGCCCAGUAAGCAGCGGAUCUUCAACCGACGCCAGUCCAGUAUCCAGCGGAUCUUCCACUGAAGCUGGCCCAGUAUCCAGCGAAUCCACGACUGAUGCCGACCCAACAUCCAGCGAAUCGUCUACCGACAGCGAAGUUGCAACUGAAGAUUCUAGCGACAGCCAAUCUCCAUCCAGCACCCAAGGAUCUACAGUUUCCUCAAGCUCCGCCUCUACUCCGGAAGUGGAAGAACCAUCAUCCACCACCGAUUCGGACGAGUCGGAGGCUUCAACUUCUUCCGUCACCGAAGCUCCGGCCAACCACCACACGGUGCCCGAGAUCGCCGCCUCCACAUUGGAGACGGAAGCGCCCAGCACCGGCGACGAGACUUUCACCACCCCGUCGUCGGACAUCAGCUCAAUUCCGGGUGAGGGCAGUUGCUUGUUGAACAACGUCACCUACUCGAACGGAGCCGACGUUCCGGUGCCCAGCCCUUGCCAGCAAUCCUGCAGCUGCGAGUCAUCCAUCAUCCGCUGCGUCAUUGUCGAGUGCGAGGAGAAACCCAACCACAUGCCAAACUGCCGGCCCGUCUUCUCUCCCGACAAGUGCUGCCCGAUGUUCGAAUGCGACGACGAGGAGGAUUUGGUCACCACCGUCAUUCCGGAAUCGUCAUCAUCCAGCUCGGCCACGGAUUCUAGCGGAAGUCAAGUCGAUUCGGCCACGGAAGGAGCGUCGUCUGCUGAGGAAGGAUCAGGACAAGAAGUUACGGAUGAACCUGCUUCCGGCUCGUUGAAACCAUCGACGGAAUCCGGAUCGCCAUCCACUGAAGAUGAUUCGACCGACCUGCCAUCCGCUUCCACCACUGCCGAACCGGUUGCCGUCACUGACGCCGCAUUGGUUUCCUCAUCCGCUGGAUCGGUCGAUGUUGCUACUUCUACCACCUCGUCGCCAGCCGUCACUGAAUCCGAAACGGAAUCGUCGGAAGACGGAAGCUCAACGGAUUUGACUCCAGUAUCCAGCACAGAUGGAACUGGUUCGUCUUCAUCCGCCGGAUCGGAUUCUUCCAGCAAACCCGAACCAGUCGCCACUGAGGCCACUCCAGCCGAAAGCACCGAAGCGCCGGAAGUGCAAACUGAUAAGCCCGAGGAAUCGUCGACGGAAGAAUCCAGCGCCUCUGUCGAUCCAGCCGCCACGACUCAAUCAUCUGAAAUUCCUUCCGGCUCUCAGGUAUCCGUCGAGCCCACUUCCGCACCAGGCACUGGAUCGCCUUCAUCAUCCGAAGCUGCCGGAUCUGUGAGCACAGACUCUCCAUCGACGGAAUUGGUUUCCAGCACUGAAACAUCCGAAGAGGAAAUCCAGACGGAACCACCCGUAACCGCCAGUCCCACCAUCGAAUUGAGCGGCCCAUCCACUGGAUCUCCCACAUCCGGUGAAAGUGAUGCAUCCGCUCAAACUCCCAGCUCAACAUCCGCACCGGAAUCGACUGAAACGAUCAGCGAAACGGGUGGAGAUUCAGGAUCGACUGAAUCAUCGACCGACGAGUCCGUCGUUUCCGUCUCCACUUCCCAAGCUGGAUCACUUGUCACCUCAUCUCCGGACACCGAAACCAGCACCGGAUCUGAAGGAUCAUCCUCCUCCGCGGAACCCGCCACUGAGACCUCUGAAGUUUCAGGAUCAGUUUCCGAGUCUGGCGCCGGAUCGUCGACUACCGAAUCUUCUGCCGGAGUAGAUACUGGAGCAUUCACCACAUCCGAACCUUCCGGAACGGAAGUAUCAUCCGCUGGAGAAUCUGAGGGAUCCACCGAAACAUCUCAAUCAUCUACUGCUGGAACUCAACCCGAAACGACACCUGAAUCCGCCGCUCCGCUAGAAACCACUUCAGCGCCCUCGGCUGUUUCAACCGAAUCACCUUCCGCCGCUACAGAUUCCGGAGUGAUUCCGGAUGAAGCAACUUCAACCAGAGAGCCUUCAACAACAACAACUGAAGGAAUUUCUGUAGGAUCUGAAACUGAAGCCCCUUCAACAGCCCAUCCUGGCAGUUCAACAGCUGAUCCAUCGACCACGCUAGGUUCGAUCGUAGGAUCGGAAGCGACCGGAUCUUUACCAACCGCAACGGAAGAUUCCCAAGCUUCUGUCACUGGAGUAGAGUCUGACGUCUCCUCGACUUCUCAAUCAUCUUCAGGAUCGACUGAGCCCUCCACUUCUUCUGGAGAUGCUGGAGCUUCGCCGGAACCCACUGUUGAUGUCGGAGAUGUUUCUUCCACUUCGUCGGAAUCCGCUGGAGUGACCGACCCCACCGAUAUUCUCAUUUCCGAUUCCAGUAAACCACCCAGGCCAACCCUGUCAGUUGGAUCCAGUGGACCGACUGUAGCACCAAACCUCCCCACGGAAGCUUCAUCCGCCGCAACGGAAGCCCCCUCAUCAUUCACAACUGGAGCUGAAACCGGAUCUCAAGCGCCUUCCGAUCUGGUCACCACCAGUCCAGCAUCGUCUGAACCGAUCACCACCAGUGCAGUACCUUCUGAGCUCGUCACUACAAGUCCAGCAUCGUCUGAGCCAGUCACCACCAGUGCAGCACCUUCUGAGCCAGUCACUACGAGUCCAGCAUCAUCUGAGCCGAUCACCACCAGUGCAGCACCAUCCGAUCCCAUCACUACGAGUCCAGCAUCGUCUGAGCCGGUCACCACCAGUGCAGCACCUUCUGAGCCAGUCACUACGAGUCCAGCAUCGUCUGAGCCAGUCACCACAAGUGCAGCACCUUCCGAUCCGGUCACAACCAGUUCAGCACCUUCCGAGCCAGUCAGCACCAGUGCAGCACCUUCCGUCGAAUCCAGCCCAACAGUUUCUGAAAUUCCGUUGAGCACCAGCAGCGUCGACUCCAGCAAUUUGGAAUUGUCAUCACCCGAAACUUCUCCGGCCACUCCGGAAGAAGUAGAAGAGCCGGAAAUCGCUCCAGGCGCUUGCCUCUUUGACGGCAAAGUCUACGUCUCUGCCCAGCAGAUCCCCCGCGACGACCACUGCGACUUCUGCUUCUGCUUCCGCGGCGACAUCAUCUGCCUCCAGCAAUCCUGCCCGCCGCCCAUUCCCGGCUGUCUGGAAGAGACCAUCACUGGAUUCUGCUGCCCGCGCUACGAGUGCCCCGUCCGUCAAGUGACGCACAACGUCACCUGGCAUUCGGCCGAUCACCGCAACAACAACCCAACCGGACCCGGUGGACUGGCCAGCAUUCCACAAGGAUUCAACGUCGAGUUCAGCGAUUCCGUCCAGGACGGCGAUCAAGUCGAAGUGGAAGGAUGUGAAAUCAAGGGCGACUUCUACCGGUUUGGUGAGCUCGUCGGACCCGCUUCCGGCCCCUGCCUCGAGUGCCGAUGCGGCAAGGGCGGAAUGAUGGAGUGCGAUCCGCGGGAGUGCCAGCCGGAGCCAACGCUGAGAAAAGUCAUGGCCUUGGCGGCCACCCGCCGUCGCCGACACGUUGACGCCGACGGCCUCGUUUGGAUCGGUGGCAAACCGAGAAGGCAUUGAGGGCCCGACGGACAAACGUGUCCAUCCUUUUUUAUUACAUUUUUCCAGCCACAAAAUCCAGCCACGUAAAAACCCCCCCGUCCGUUUCUCUUCCACAACUGAAACUCUUGGACUUGAUUUCUCUUCUAUCGGAAUAGAUGCGAUCUUCUUUUGUUUUUUAUCCCUUACCCAAUCGAUGCACGCAAUAUGUAGAAGUGCAAGGCCAUUUUGAUAGUAAGACGAAUGUCCCAGUGAAUUGUUUGACAAUCUUGUGUGUCGUAACGUUUAAAAAUCUCCACGCACUAAGUUGGUUCUUUUUUGUUUCUAGAUUUUUGGUUAUUAGGUUCUUCCAUUUUUAUUUUUCCCCGGGCCGAGUUAACGAAUCGGCAAAUCAGAACUCACAAAAAAAAAGACCAAUAAGACGUGUGUGUUCUUUUAUAUUUAUUCCCUUUAUACCAAAAAAAAAACACUUUCAAAAAAUCACUAAAAAUAGAAAUGCGUAGGGAUUUUCGUCGGGGUUUAUUUUUUUUUCUUUCCUCAAAUGGUUCAAUGACUUUUUUUUUUAUUAUUUUUUACACCCAAUAGUUUUAGAUUUUAAAAACUCGCGGUUAGUGUUUAGGAAUAAAUGUUAUUAUUAGCUCCAUUUUUAUACGUUUGAGUAUACAAGCAACCAGAUGAGGAAAGGGUCUCGAUGGAUUUCUAAAUUAGGCAUUUUGCGUGUGUGUGUGUGUGUGUGUGUGUGGAGAGAUAAAAAAAACCAAACGACGAAAAGAUUGAUCGAAACCAGCCACAGCCUUUCUCUGUUUAUUAUUUUAUUUUUGAUUAUGAAACAAAAAAACAAUGUCGAGGUUUGUUGAAUAACUUUGGGGGAAAAUGUUGAUCUAUAUUUUUGUAGUAUUUCCAAUUCAGGUGAUGGGGUUUUCAAAUACCGUUUUGUCGUAUGAUGUGCUCUGUGUGUUAUGGCGUGUCUUGAUUUUUCCGUACAUGUAUCCAACUCUCUCGUUCUUAGACAAGUGACGACGCUGCUCAAUAACAACGAAGUGGAAUUUUCAACAAAACAAAUAGAAAAAAAAGGACAAUUUUUUUUUUUUAAAUAAGGGGGAAACAAUCGAAGGUGUGAAAUUCAACGCGGCAGUUAUUGGAAAAAAGGGAGAAAAUUUGAAAACAUCAAC